AUGGCUGUGGUUCCCUUACCAGGAUGUGAACAUUGUUUAGGAAUCCAAAUGAAAGCGAUGGGCUCCCUGGCAAGAGCAGCCAACCAGACCUAUUCGACGACAUCCGAGCUGAAUGCUACGGCACCAGGACUCAACGAACGUGCAGACGACGAUACGAAGGCCCAGGUCAUGCAAACAAUUCUAUGGGUUCUUGUUGCUCUAUCAGCAUUGUUUCUGGGAUUAAGGAUAUACUGCAAGUUGAUCUAUUCAUAUACGAAGAUCAGGUUUGAGGAUAUACUUCUCUUUGCGUCUUGGGUGAUUCUUGUAGCAGAUGCUUCUCUGACCGAAUUUUUAAUCAAAUCUCGAUUUGGCCGACCUGGGUUUCCCAUCAACGCUCACAAUAUAUCAAUCCUCGCAAUCGUCGGCCUGGCUUCACUCACCUGCUCGUUCGUCGGCCAGGUUUGGAGCAAGACAGCAUUCGCUAUAUCAAUUUUACGUAUGUGUGAUGGUUGGAAGAAAGCCUUCGUUUGGUUCGCGAUCAUCUCCAUGAAUAUUCUAUUCGCCUUCUCCGCCUCGUCAUUCUGGAUCGGGUGCGUUCCUCUCAAGAAGAGAUGGGAUCUAUUCAGUGAUGGAACUUGUUACGACCUAAAAUGGGUGGUGUCAUUCGGCAUUUUCGUUAGCGUAUAUUCUGGUGUGCUCGAUAUCGUCCUGGCCGUCAUUCCCUGGUUGAUUCUUGUGCGGCCCACGCCGGCCGAAGCAUCGUCAGGUCUAAAACUGAGCCAGAAGGAAAAGAUUGGUGUCUCAGUGGCACUGAGUAUGGGAGUUCUCGCCGGAAUUGCAGCCUUCAUCAAAGCGUCCUACAUGAAGUCGGUUAAUGACGCAGCGGGCGACUUUUCUCGUAUUUAA
Messenger RNA from Colletotrichum graminicola M1.001, 885 nucleotides. RefSeq lists its product as uncharacterized. The record is from RefSeq and is a predicted model, not a curated record. The coding region runs from base 1 to 885 and encodes 294 amino acids. The transcript is spliced from 4 exons. NCBI's taxonomy places the organism in Eukaryota, Fungi, Ascomycota, Sordariomycetes, Glomerellales, Glomerellaceae.